AUGAGUUUACAGCACCUCUUCCCAUUCCUCCUCCUCCUCCUCCCUUUCUCAUGCCUCCUCUCUGUCUCUUCAUCCCAAGCAACCUUCCAACGUUACCUUGAUUGUCUUCCAGUCCCAUUCACUUGUGGAGAUCUCCAUAUAAACAUAUCCUAUCCUUUCCGCAUAGAUAGCAGGCGUGACUACUGUGGCUAUCCAGGCUUCUACCUCAACUGCACUAACAACACCACCACCCUGACAAUCACCAUGAGUGGCACCUUGUACGUAAUCAAGGACCUUGAUUACUUCAACCAUAUCAUCACCAUUAUGAACUCAGACUUCUCCAACCAUACCUGCCCCUUGACAUACACUAAUACCACCAUAGACACCACCAUCUUUGAAUUCUAUAACCAAAACCAGAUGCUCAAUUUAUACCUUAACUGCUCUUCACUAUCAAUCCCAUCCUCUCUAAUGAGCAUUCCUUGCUUGUUAGAGAAAACGGGUAAUCACUCUUACUUUAGUUUACUGAGUGAUGGCCUUCAAGGUUUCCUUCGAAGGUGCUCAUCGACUGUGAUUAUACCGGUGAAGAAGGAAGCGGCUGAUCGGCUAUCUAACAAUUCUACGGCCUUCGGUGACGUGCUGCAGGAGGGGUUCAUGGUGAAAUGGAUAGCCGGAAGAGGUUGGUGUAGCUUCUGCACAAAUUCCGGCGGUGUUUGUGCCUACGACGGCAACGAUCCCUUAGACCAAACAUGCUACUGUCCUUAUGGUUCAACCACGGGUGUUUGCUCCAACGGAGUGACUAAUAGGAUCAAAAAGAAGCGUAUAAUCAUAGGUGCUCUAACAGGUGUUGCUGCCAUCAUUACACUAAUAUUCAUAUGCUUGUGCUACUCUUACAGAAAGAGGCAACAAUACUCUUCUGCUCUCCUUGAUAUUGUAUGCUGGCGGAAUACUAGUAAAGAUCAAAUCAUAGAGACUUUCUUGCAAAAACAUGGCACACUGACCCCAAAAAGAUAUAGCUAUCCGGAAGUGAAGAAAAUAACAAGGUCCUUCCAACACAAACUAGGACAAGGUGGCUUCGGAAGUGUUUUUAAAGGUAAUCUUUCAAAUGGACAUGAUGUGGCUGUGAAACUCUUAAAUAGAAUUGAUGGGGAUGGAGAGGAGUUUCUUAAUGAGGUGGCCAGUAUUGGGAGGACAUCCCACAUCAACAUUGUUAGUCUUGUAGGCUUCUGCUUCCAAGGAUCCCAAAGAGCUUUGAUCUAUGACUUCAUGCCCAAUGGCUCUUUAGAGAAGUACAUUUAUGUUGAAGACCCAAAGACAAUGCUUGGAUGGGAGAAGUUGUUCCAAAUAGCAUCUGGUAUCGCUAGGGGUUUGGAGUACUUACACCGUGGUUGCAAUACUAAAAUAGUACAUUUUGACAUCAAACCUCACAACAUACUCUUGGAUGAAAAUUUUUGUCCUAAGAUUUCUGAUUUUGGACUAGCUAAAUUUGGUACGCACAAAGAGAGUAUAUUGUCCUUGGCAGGUGCCAGAGGAACAAUAGGAUAUAUUGCACCUGAAGUAUUCUCUAGAAAUUUUGGAACUAUUUCUAGUAAAUCUGAUGUCUACAGUUAUGGUAUGAUGAUCUUGGAAAUGGCUGGAGGGAGGAAAAAUGUAAAAGUGACUGCAGACAGGACUAGUGAGAUUUAUUUUCCUCAUUGGAUUUAUGAGCACCUUGAUGAAGAUGAAGAUAUGGAACAUUAUGGAGUGACAACAGACAAACAAGAUAUUGCAAGAAAAUUGAUCUUGGUGGGUUUGUGGUGCAUACAAAUUAGACCAGAAUCUCGACCGACAAUGACUAAAGUGGUAGAAAUGUUAGAGGGAAGCAUCAAUGAUUUACAAUUGCCGCCAAAACCAUACUUAUUUUCUCCUUCAAGAUCAUCGCCAUCUACUUGA
Messenger RNA from Dioscorea cayenensis subsp. rotundata (Guinea yam), 1908 nucleotides. Its product is annotated as LEAF RUST 10 DISEASE-RESISTANCE LOCUS RECEPTOR-LIKE PROTEIN KINASE-like 2.1. Gene Ontology annotation, biological process: protein phosphorylation. The record is from RefSeq and is a predicted model, not a curated record. The coding region runs from base 1 to 1908 and encodes 635 amino acids. The transcript has 4 exons. NCBI's taxonomy places the organism in Eukaryota, Viridiplantae, Streptophyta, Magnoliopsida, Dioscoreales, Dioscoreaceae. Gene Ontology annotation, molecular function: ATP binding; polysaccharide binding; protein kinase activity.